Messenger RNA from Pistacia vera, 384 nucleotides. RefSeq lists its product as uncharacterized. The record is from RefSeq and is a predicted model, not a curated record. Lineage: Eukaryota; Viridiplantae; Streptophyta; Magnoliopsida; Sapindales; Anacardiaceae. The coding region runs from base 1 to 384 and encodes 127 amino acids. The transcript has a single exon.
AUGCUUAAGAAGAAUCCUCCAGAGUGGUCUGAAAAGCAGACAAAUGCAGUCAAGAGUCUCAAGCGCGCAUCCUUCCACACACAGCCGUUGAAGAUUCCUUCUUCGGGGAAACACAUUUUUCAAACGGAUGCUAGUGACACUCAUUGGGGUGCAGUGCUUUUUGAACAAAAUGAGGACAAGGUACAACAUCUAUGCGGAUACCAGAAUGGACAAUUCAAACCACACCAGCAGCAUUAUCAUUCUACUUUCAAGGAAGUAUUAGCAGUCAAAAAUGUCAUUGAACGGUUUGAAUUCCACCUUGUUGGACAUCAUUUCUUUAUUGAAACGGAUAUCAAAUCUUUUGAUCAAAUGCUACGUUUCCACAAGAAAAAGGUUCCACAUUAG